GGAGCUUAAAUCUGCUUUCUGCACCAGUUUAGAGACUUCUGUACUGACCGUCUCGCACCUCGGUUGUCUGAGUAGAGUGUUUUUAUUAAGCUGUGUGAUCGUCUUUUUAAUCUUCGCGCGCGCGCGCGUGUGUGUGUGUGUGUGUGUGUGUGUGUGUGUGUGUUCCGUAUAAUUGUGAAUGCACCUCGCGCUCGACCCAUCAGAAUAGUCCGCUUCGGUGGAGCGCGUGGUGAAUCAGGUUCAGGUUUGUCUCAUAUUAAUGUCGCACUUUCUCUGUUUUUCAUGUGUAUGCGAGUGUUGUUUUUUCUCUGUUAUUCUGUUAUCAUUCUCUGUUGUUCUCUUAUUUAGCGCAGAAAUUGUACUGGGUUUUAGAUUGAUCUGGAUAAGUGUUUAUUUCGCUGUACAAUCUCAUUAGUAUUUGACAUUUUUUAGCUGUUCGCGGUUAUUUCAGUGUUUAAAAAACACAGUUUGAACGAUAUGUUUAUUCAUCUGCAUUGUGCAACACUUGCUUUCUUUAGGCUGUAUUUAUCAUCAUUUUAACUCCAUUAUUACUUGUGUUUUUGCAGCUUUACUCGUGAAUUUCUGUUCUAUUCAAAUGUGGUUGAAAGUCAGGUUAUUUUACUGUCUCUUCAGUUAUUCCAUUAUCCAGAGAUGGUUCUUUAAGUGUGGUCAAGGGACCCCAACAUCUCUCAGAGCCAAUCCAGGGGGUUAGGGUUAGGGUUAGGGUCAAUGUGAUUCAUAUUUAAUGAUAUUUUAGGAACUGCACAGUUGAUGUCAUUUUAUGAUAAUUAAGCCUCAAAUGAGGACAGAACUCUUUGUUAGAUCUGUACCUCGACAUGAUAAGGAAAGGAAAUUCCUGACUGAUUCUGAAAAUUUCUUGGAUGCCUGACUUGAAUAACACAUGCCAGACUUGUGCACAGAAACAAUGUCAUGUGUCAUUUGUGGACUGAACCUAAAUUAAAACACAAGACAUGGAAUCACAGUACAGAAGACACACUGUUACUUGUACUUGAGCAGAAAAAGGCUUUUUUCAGACGUCAGAGCUGAGUCGAGACAUUCCCCAACCUGUGAACAAAUCUAACAGGCAGACUUCACAAGGACAGUCGCCUGGAGACCCCAACAGCCAAACGAUGAACAUGAAGCUCCUAAAGACUCAGAUCCAAACAUUUCUGAAGUUACACUGACAAGCCAAAGAGCUGCAUGUGUGUCUGACAGUAAAUCUACAGUCUUUGUGUUUGUGUUAGAGGCCUUAACAUGGUGAUACUUUCAGUGUUUGCUGGGGGAAAGAGUCCACUUUGAAAAAACUCUUCAAGCAUUACUACCAUUUUUUGAUUGUAUAAAAAUCCACACAAGGCAUGACAGUUUCUAGCAAGUAUGUGUUUGUAUAAUCUUUAUGAGGAUUUUGGGGAUUUACUUCCCUUUUGACUGCUUGUUUCGAAUUCCCCUAUUUUGCAUUUGAAAUGGGCUUUAAGUCUAUAAUGUAAAGCAAUUCAUUUAAUUGCUGCAUUGCUCCACCAGUGUAGUCUGAAUCUGAAUUGUUACAUAUUAAGAAAUAUGCAGGAGUGCAUAUGUCCAGUCAUUGUUAUUCUAAGAUCACCUUAACCACUAACUGGUAUCAAGAGUUCCCAAAUUAAUGCAACAACAUUUGCUGUUUAUCAUGUUUUCAAGUGAACGUGCAUGUAUAAAAUAUCUAAAUAUUGACAAUACAAUGAGCAGUUAUUUUAAGACCCUGUUAACAACUCAAUAAUGUCCAGGAAUCCCUGUAAUCUCUCCAUGUAAGAUGCAUGUGAGAUUGGCAAGUUCCUAAAAACCAUAUCAAGGCUUAUAUGUUCCAAUAUAUCAGGUGUUUGUAUUAUAAAAAGGACUUGCUAGAAAGUCCUGAAAGUUCUUGAUGGCUUGAACAAGCUAGAAUCACAGGAUUGGUAGACCAGCAACUCCCACAUGAAGUAAAUGUUUUAAUAGAAGGGUCUGGUGGCUUUGAGAAGAGGUCUAUUUCAGUUGACCUGUUUUCCUCUUAAUUCCCAUAGACACUUCUUCCUGAUCAUGUUGACCUGAUCCAAAAUGGGGGACUCAUCAAACGGCAGCUGGGCUCUGACUGACUACUUCCUUGCCACUGACGGUCUGGACUACGAGGAUGAGAUUCCAGACACCACUCAGGGCCUGGCCUUCUUUGUGGCCACCAUCAUCAUCGCUGUGGUGCUAGUGUGCAUCAUGUUGGUGUGUGGAGUGGGAAAUUGUCUGUUCAUAGCCAGCCUUGCUCGGUACAAGCAGCUCCGUAACCUGACCAACCUGCUGAUUGCAAAUCUGGCCGUGUCAGACGUGCUGGUGGCGAUUGUGUGCUGUCCUUUCUUGCUUGACUACUAUGUGGUGAAGAAGCUGUCAUGGGACCACGGUCUGCUGCUCUGUGCCGCCACCAAUUACCUGCGCACCGUGUCGCUCUAUGUGUCCACCAAUGCUCUGCUGGCCAUUGCUGUGGAUAGGUAGGUCCACCUGUAGCUCCUCCAAUAAAUUGAGGUAGACAUUACACCCCAAAUCAUGGAUGGGAUUUUUAAAGUGUUUGUUAGCGAGAUAUCUCAGCACCUACUUAUGGGAUUGGGAUGAAAUCUGGUGGAAAAUGCCGUUAACGGUUUAAGAAUGGGUGAUAAAGUUUUUGUGCAGAUGGAGCCUACAUCCAUGAAGUAAAUUAGUAUAACUGUUGCCUGCUUGCACUUACAAGAAAAAUAAUUAACAGGACAUCCCUUUGGAACUCUUGACAUGCCUUAAACCUAAAUGCAUGGACAUGUGCACAGCCUGCUAACUUACAACAAUAACAACCAUUUUAGUGAAAGCUAUGCUAAUUCUCCAAGGAUGACUGCUUCAAAAAGGCAAAAAACUUAGACACGGCACAUACUGGCUUUGUGUGAACAGAUGUCCUGAUUUGAUUUAGUGCGUCCCAUUUUUAAUAUCCAGACUCCUGAAAAACACUAAUAGGCCUUAUUUGGAUGAUCCCUCUACAAGUUUAAUUAAUUGAAAUACUAAAAGCAAUGCUACAUGCUUUGAAAUAAAGACAAUGAUUUGUCUUACAAUUGUCAAACAUGCUGUUGCUAAGGUUGUUGCUGUUUUAACAAAUAAAAACAUCUCUAAUGCACAGCAAGCCAGUGCUUUACACUAAACUGUGCAUGUGUCAGUCUUGGCAUGCAACUUUUCCUCAGAAAGCCAAGUUUAACUGAUAGAACCUGCAGCAUCACAUCAAGUUAGCUACAAGGAGGUGGAAGGCAGAGUUUUCCAAAGAGCUCCAGGAGAGUCACAUUCUGAAGCUCUUCGGAAAACUGAGGCAUUUCAAUGGUGCUGAAAUGUGCACUGAUGAAAACUCUGAUUUUAGUGGUGUCAGGAUGAGAGUGCACAGUGCAGUUCUGGGCAGAAAGUGGAGAUGUUGACAGGCAGCAAUAAUCUCAGUCACUACCAAAUAAAAACUGGUCUGUGAUGUAGUUCACAACAAAAUAGUUUGCGAAAUUGGACAGGAUGUACAAAUGGUUGUGCGGGAUCAUUGUGAAACCACCAGUCAGUUGUUUCCUAUAAUUCACUGUUCCAAAUUAGAAAUAUUAUGCUAUCCCCACCAAUAAUCAAAAGUCAGCCUUUAGUCAUUUAAUACGCUUUAAAUCCUGGCUGCAGAUUGAGUACUGGUCUUUGUUUAAGGAUUUUCUGUACUCUCUCAUUAAUGAGUCUUAUACAGCAAAGCAUGUUAAACAGAUAAUGAGUUUCUGUUUCUGUUUCUGACACCAAUUGUCAAUUUUUUAUUGAGAAGCUCAGCUCCCAUUCUUAAAAUCUUAUUCUCAGUUGAUCUUAUUCAUAUUACAUAUUCUGGUUUUAAAUCUGGCCAAAACCGUGACUCUGUCACCUAAUCCCUGCCUUCUGUUUGGUUAGAAACUCUCUGAAGGAAUAAAGAUCCUUCAGCAGCUCUGUGAGGCACAUUUUGAGAUAACUCCUCUGAUCUGGAAUAGAAGCACUCAAACAUCUUCUGAUCAAUCUCACAUGCUCCAGUCUGUCAGCACAGAGAGUAUCUGCGACUAUGUCCUUGUCUGUGACACGUGUGAGACUCAUGACCUCGACCUAUCAGUCCAUCAGUUGGUGGUGAAGCUGCUCUGAAUACGAACAAGAUGAGGGUCAAUAUAAACAUGUGAUAUAGAUGAGGUGUGGUCAGGUGACAUGAACCGGUCCGCUCAAGGUGACUGUCCACCUCAGUGUUCAAUUAUGUCAGUGACAAACACAUCUUCACAGACACAAGGACUGCAUUUAUUCUUACACCAAGAAACUCAGAGCUUCUAAAACUGAACCAUUUUAUUCAUAUGUUUCUCCCCUCAUUGGCUUGUCUCACAUCUUGUAGAAGUUUUACCAAGAGGGCUGGCAGAAAAAAAUGUAAUGAAGUUGGAGUGAAAACUUUGAUUGUUUGCAUUCACGGUUGCAACCUGUCUGAAGAUUUUAUGACUUUUUUGAGGAGAGCAUUUGUUUAACAGAUUCAUGUCUGAAAAUAAGCUCAAUAUUUUUUGAUUGUUGUAUCAAUUCUGCUUUGUCAAUGUGAAACCUGCAGCAGACAGUAGCAGCUGCUUUUAUCUGGACUGCAGGGUGUUUCUCCUAUUUUUGAGGACAAGAUCACAGAUUAUUAACUGCCUCUGGUCUUCCCACAGCCUCUGAAUCAAAUCCAUCAUGAGGAGAACUUCACACUGUGGGACCAGCAGCCCACCGUGUUACAUAGAUCAUGGCUGACCUCUCCUGUCAUGUAGAAACAGGUCCUACGGAGAGGAUGAUAAUCAUGAAUAUCCUGGAACGUUAGAGCAGUCUGAGCCCACCUGUUUAUUCAUAAAGCUCAGCAGUACCUCUAGAGGUCUGGUUUUGUCUGCCUUUCUUGGCCUCUGGAAAGGUCAAAAUCUUUCUGCUUUAGCCAACUGCACCUUAUUACUGCUCAUUAUAAAAGAGACACCAGCAUUAUAUUAUACUUGAAGAUGUCAUUCUUGAGGUACCAUGAGGAACGCCUCAAAAACAUACUUUUUAUAGUUUGCACAUAAUUUAAUUUGAAAAUAGCUAAUAAUAAUUAAACAGUUUCAGAAUCAUGUUCCUGAGAGUAAAAUGUGGAAGAAUGAGUGGAUUUCAUCAUCUACAGAAGAUAAUAUCAUUAAAAGAUUCAGAGAGUCCUGAAAAAUCUCUGUAUAAGAGGGACAAGUACCAAAACCAAUACUGGGUGGUCUGGAUCUCCAGGCCCUCAGACAGGACUGCAUUAAAAGUAGACAGGACUCUGUAGUGGGGAUCACUGCAUGAGCUCACAAUCACCACCAAAAACCAUUGUCUGUGAACACAGUCCAUCACUGCAUCCACAAAUGAGGUUAAAACUGAACCUUAAGAGGGAACCUGACAUAAUCAUGGUGCAGAAACACCAGAUAUGCAGAAACACGACCCUGUUGUGAGACAAAGUUUGUCUUUUUUUACCUGCUAAAAUAAUCUAAAGAAGUCAGCCAUUUAUUUUUCAGGAGUACUGAAAAAGUUGUUCAAAUUGUCGUCCUGUCUGCAGGUACAUGGCCAUCCUCUACCCAUUGAGACCUCGUAUGAAGUACCAGACAGCAUACUAUGUGAUCCUGACAGUCUGGAUCGUCCCCAUCUUCAUCUCCAUUCCCUCCGCCUAUAUGGCCUCUGAGACGACGUACUCCCACACUGACAAUGGAACCUUUAAGACCUUCUGUGCCCAGAUCUGGCCUGUGGACCAGCAGGUUUAUUACCGCUCCUACUUCCUCCUCACUUUCAUUCUGGAGUUCAUUGGCCCAGUGACCAUAAUGACCAUCUGCUAUACCCACAUCUCCAAGGAGCUCUGGUUCAAGGAUGUCCCGGGUUUUCAGACGGAGCAGAUCCGGCAGAAGGUCCAGAAGCGUCGGAGGACAGUGGUGGUGCUGAUUCUGGUGCUGGUGGCGUACAUCCUGUGUUGGGCACCUUAUUACAGCUUUGCCUUGCUGCGGGACUUUUACCCCACCAUCAUAUCCCGAGACAGGAACUCCUUAGUGGCUUUCUACAUCAUUGAGUGCAUCGCCAUGAGCAAUGGGGUCAUCAACACCCUCUGCUUUAUGAGCGUUCGCAACAACAAGCGCCUGAAAAAGGCUGGGAAGUUUCCACUAAAGCUGGUGACCUUUGUGGCCACAAGGUCUGUGGAUGAAGGGGACACACGGACGUCGUCUCUGCGUGUGACAGAGGACGGGGAGCACGCUUGGCUGAGGUAGGAGUCAUAUCUAACCAUUAUGGACAGCACAAACAUGGAGAAAGACAUCAGGUAGAGUCCAUGUUUGAAGAUCUGCUUCUGCUUCAACAUGUCACCUGAAUUUGAUCACAGCAGAAACACCAAACUGAAGGAUUUAACACUGAAGUAAUUACACCAGUUUCAAACAUACUGUGCAGUCUCUCCACUCCGAGGUUACACCAGAACCUCACAUGAAAAUGUUCUUGUUUUUGUUUCAGCUUUAUUUCUAGUGUUUUUCAUAUCAAAAGUGUCGAAACUGGUGGGGGACUUCCAGUUGCGAUGCAGAAAACAGGACCAGCGAAAGAGGACUCCUAGACCACACACAUCAAAUCCUGUCUUUGUCUCACCUAACCGACUGGUUUUUGCCACUUUUUUUUUAAUUUAAUGUCAUAGUAAAUAGUUUUACAUGCGAUUAGCAAUUCAAACAGCAACAGACAAGAUAAAAUCCCCCACACCCCAGCAACACGCACAGCUCCUAGCGCUGCAGAUAAGCUAGUAGCAUUUGCAGCUAGCAAUCCGCCGCCAGCAGCAAAAGCAUCUAAAGAAACUGCCACUGUGGAGGACCAUGCUCAGGGAGGAUGUUUCUUUUCUGAUACAAGAAUCAUUAAAGCCUCUAGUUGGAUUGAUUACAAGUAACCAUGAACUCUUUUCAACGACAUGUGGAAUCAGUGGCUGGCAAUGACUUUGAGUGGGUAGCUGCUGCAGAGGCCACGGUUAAAACAUUUCAGUCCCAACACCAAGCACUUAUGGAUCACAUUAACAAAUUUAAAAACCUCUUGUGGAGAAUUGAUCUCUGUAUCCUAAGCUUUCCUCAAGGUAGUGAAGACAGUAAUGACCCGCUCACGUCCAUGUCAGAGGUGUUACCACAGGUGAUGGGGCCCAACGCGUUUUCAGUCCCACCAGGGCUUGAUCUGUCCAGAUCUGUCCAGUGAAGAAAAAUUACAUCCAUGCCCUCAUAUGUACCACACCACACUGACCUUCCUUUUUGACAGGCAGGGCUUACCUAAAACACCACAGGAGGGGAAAAAAAAAUGUCCAUUCCUCACAUUCCAGUUUUCUGUGUAUAUGCUUUAAUGGUUGACCAUCUGUACAUGCUCAUACUAAUAAUGUGUAAAUGUGUGUGUGCAUGUAUGUGGUUAGCAGAUGUGAACGGGUGAGACCUCUUUGUUUUCUGUAACCUUAGUUCUUUAUUGUCACUUUAAUGUGUCCUUUAUUGCAAAGGUUGUGGUUUGGAGGUUAUAGUUUUUCAACAACAAAAAGAAAACUUGGUAAUGUGAAAAGUAAUUUUACAUUUUGUUGUAUUCUGUAUGUUAAAAACAAAUAAAACAUGGAACUAC
Molecule: messenger RNA, 7593 nt
Organism: Xyrichtys novacula (pearly razorfish)
Lineage: Eukaryota; Metazoa; Chordata; Actinopteri; Labriformes; Labridae
Source: the annotation of a GenBank genome assembly